AGAAAUGCUCACCAGUCAGCCUUACCCUGUUAGGUGCUCCAUGAGGACUCUCACCAACCGCCGGGCUAGAGCCCAGCCAGUCAGCCAGUCAGCCACAGCCCAUGCGUCGGCCUCUGCCACACCCAAUUUACGGGUCAAUGCACGGAGUUUAAGAGUGUUGAGCGUGAUUGUGGGGAUGAUGAGUGGUUUUCCACAACCAUUCAUAAGUGGAUUAAUAAACAUGUCCGUGUAUGUGUUUACCCUAUCGACGUCGGCAUAUACCAAUUCCAACCUGGCAGCAACAUCAAACUUCUGUAUAUAUACAGACAGUUUGGUGUUUUGGAUGUAUGCAUUUGUCUAUUUUGGGACAAUCACGGGGUUAAUCGUGGGCGAGUGGCUAUGCGGGCUCAAUUUGAUUAUUGGGCCCGUAUUAGUAGCCACAGGAGCUGUUGUGUGCGCGCACUUUCCAUACCUGGGUCUCCAUGCAUUCAUGUAUCUCAUGAUUGGACUAGGUGGUGGAAUUGUUCGGGAGGCUGUUCCGAUACAUUUCAUCCAAAUCUCUCCCGAGGGCGAGAGGCAUACUUUAGACGUUUUGUUUGAUAUGUCUAAUUUAUUUGGGGGAGUUAUAGCUAAUUUAAUAAAUUUUAUUAUUUUUAUUUUUAGAUACUUUACAAAACUUUGGUGGGUAGGGUUUUAUGCUUUAGUUUGUUUUGCAUGUUUUAUUUUGUUGGCAUCAUUAAAGAUGAGGAUUAGGGGAAAUGAACCACGUAGACCCCAAAUAGGAGGUUCAGUAACUAGAGGUGUCCUAACCAAGCUGCAAAUGGCUAUAGUACCUCACUUUAUUGCUUUAGAUCUACUAGUUUUUUUCGCACCUUCUGUUUUAGAGUCUUUUGGGGUAUGGGUGGGUAAUACCUUUAUCCUAGUUUUAGUAGCUAGUAUAAUUGUAUUUUCUGCGCACCUUCUGUUUUAGAGUCUUUUGGGGUAUGGGUGGGUAAUACCUUUAUCCUAGUUUUAGUAGCUAGUAUAAUUGUAUUUUCUGCGCACCUUCUGUUUUAGAGUCUUUUGGGGUAUG
Messenger RNA from Ipomoea nil (Japanese morning glory), 1051 nucleotides. Its product is annotated as sugar carrier protein A-like. The transcript is spliced from 4 exons. Bases 5 to 949 code for a protein of 314 amino acids. Lineage: Eukaryota; Viridiplantae; Streptophyta; Magnoliopsida; Solanales; Convolvulaceae. The record is from RefSeq and is a predicted model, not a curated record.